Bombyx mandarina (wild silkworm) is the source of this 4129-nucleotide messenger RNA. RefSeq names its product solute carrier family 12 member kcc (gene kcc). The record is from RefSeq and is a predicted model, not a curated record. Gene Ontology annotation, molecular function: potassium:chloride symporter activity. Gene Ontology annotation, biological process: potassium ion homeostasis; cell volume homeostasis; chloride ion homeostasis. Lineage: Eukaryota; Metazoa; Arthropoda; Insecta; Lepidoptera; Bombycidae. Gene Ontology annotation, cellular component: plasma membrane.
ACGGGGCGCGUGCGUGGGGAGACGCGGCGGUGCGGGGCGCGGCACAGCCUCCCGGCUCCUGCACUCCGCCGCCGCCCGCCGCCCGCAUCGAUCCCGCAGCCUCCGGCGAGCCGGUCAUCAUCGCGCGCGACACGAACGCGCGCCGCACGCGAACUUCGCGCGUCCGCACGCGUACACUCGCCCGCUCCGAGCUGCACGCGCCCUCUAUAUACCUGACCACACUCACACAGUAAUGAGAGGCGUUGCGGUCGAGACAUAAAUACGGGCGCCGUCGGUCAGUGACAAGUCCGUUUUACAAUGGCUUCCGAAAAAGAAAAAAUGGCAGCGGCCGAAACGAAGUCGCCAUCCAACAAAAGCAACUGCGCCUCACCUGGAAAGAAAGGUGACCCCGACGAACAUGGACUAUCCACGGACAAGAAUAAAGGCUGCGACACCAACCUUUAUCUCUAUCACGAAGAGAUCGAGGACCGACCUAGAGCAGCCACGUUCCUCAGCUCGCUAGCGGACUAUGCGAAUACAAUCCCCACGGCGUCCGCCGCAGACCCUGAUGCCCCCAAGCCAGCCCCACCGGCCCGUAUGGGCACGCUCAUCGGCGUGUACCUGCCUUGCAUCCAGAAUAUCUUCGGUGUGAUCCUAUUCAUCCGGCUCACCUGGGUUGUCGGCACCGCUGGCGCUAUACAAGGAUUCCUCAUUGUUCUAACCUGCUGCUGCACGACGAUGUUAACCGCAAUAUCAAUGUCUGCCAUCGCAACGAACGGCGUGGUGCCGGCGGGGGGAUCGUAUUUCAUGAUCGGUCGGUCCCUGGGGCCGGAGUGCGGCGGGGCGGUCGGCAUGCUGUUCUACACGGGUACAACCCUAGCGGCCGCUAUGUACAUCGUUGGAGCUGUCGAAAUCGUACUGACUUACAUGGCACCGUGGAUAUCAAUUUUCGGCGAUUUCACUAAGGACCCAGAAGCAAUGUACAACAAUUUCCGCGUCUACGGAACCGGUUUGCUCCUCAUUAUGGGGAUGGUUGUUUUCGUUGGAGUGAAGUUCGUCAACAAAUUCGCUACUGUCGCACUGGCCUGCGUCAUCCUCUCCAUCACUGCGGUAUAUGCCGGAAUAUUCGUCAACUUCUAUGGAAACGAUAGCUUACAAAUGUGUGUACUAGGACGCCGCUUGCUCAAGGAUAUUCAUAUUAGCAAUUGCACAAAGGACCCAAAAGGCGAACUGCAUGCAAUGUUCUGUCCCGAUAAAAUCUGUGACCCCUACUACGAAGCCCACAACAUAAGCAUUGUGCAAGGAAUUAAGGGUCUCGCAAGUGGGGUUUUCUUCGAUAACCUCCAGGACUCGUUCAUCCAAGAAGGUCAAUACAUCGCAUACGGCAAGGAACCUGACGACAUUGAACAGAUGGAGAGACCUACCCACAAUCAAAUUUACGCGGACAUCACUACGACUUUCACAAUUUUGAUAGGCAUAUUCUUCCCUUCGGUGACCGGCAUAAUGGCUGGUUCAAAUCGCUCCGGAGACUUGGCCGAUGCUCAAAAGAGUAUUCCAAUUGGAACUAUUUGUGCGAUCCUCACCACUUCCACCGUCUACCUCUCGUGCGUGCUGUUAUUUGCUGGCACUGUCGAUAAUUUGUUACUCAGAGAUAAAUUCGGUCAAUCGAUUGGCGGGAAAUUGGUCGUUGCGAACAUGGCGUGGCCAAACCAAUGGGUGAUUCUGAUCGGCUCAUUCCUGUCGACAUUGGGCGCGGGACUCCAAUCUCUAACCGGUGCGCCGCGACUACUGCAAGCCAUCGCCAAAGAUGAAAUCAUUCCUUUUCUCGCUCCAUUCGCAGUCUCUUCCAAACGAGGAGAGCCUACCCGGGCCUUACUCCUGACCAUGGCAAUCUGCCAAUGCGGCAUCUUACUCGGGAACGUCGACAUCUUGGCUCCCCUGUUGUCCAUGUUCUUCUUAAUGUGCUACGGAUUCGUCAACUUGGCUUGUGCUCUUCAAACUCUACUCAAGACCCCGAACUGGCGUCCUCGCUUCAAAUACUACCACUGGUCCCUUUCCCUUGCCGGUCUGACACUCUGCAUCUCCAUCAUGUUUAUGACGUCCUGGUUCUACGCGCUCAUCGCGAUUGGCAUGGCGGGUCUCAUCUACAAGUAUAUUGAAUAUCGCGGUGCUGAAAAGGAAUGGGGUGAUGGUCUCCGGGGUUUGGCUCUGUCGGCUGCACGCUAUUCCCUUCUUCGUUUGGAGGAAGGUCCACCACACACCAAGAACUGGCGUCCCCAAGUCCUCGUUUUGGCCAAACUUAAUCCCGACCUGAUGCCUACCUACCGCAAGAUGCUCGCAUUUGCCAACCAACUUAAAGCAGGGAAGGGACUGACGGUGUGCGUGUCGGUGCUCGGCGGGGAAUUCCCGAAGCGCGCAGGCGAGGCGUCUACGGCUCGACAGAACCUACGGAAAUGUAUGGACGAUGAGAAGGUCAAAGGCUUCGUUGACGUGCUCGUCUCACCGAAUGUUCCCGACGGACUGAGCCACUUGGUCCAAACGACGGGUCUAGGCGGUCUGAAGCCGAACACUGUGAUAGUGGGGUGGCCGUACGGCUGGCGACGCGCGGAGGAGCCUGAGCCGCGACACCGCGGGUUCCUGCACACCGUCCGUGCGGUGGCCUCGGCUCGCAUGGCUCUCCUCGUACCCAAAGGCAUCAACUUUUACCCUGACUCUACUGAAAAGGUAUCUGGCAAUAUCGACAUCUGGUGGAUCGUACACGAUGGUGGCAUGCUGAUGUUACUCCCGUUCCUGCUGAAGCAGCACCGCACCUGGAAGAACUGCAAGAUGCGCAUCUUCACCGUCGCUCAGAUGGAAGACAACUCUAUUCAAAUGAAGAAAGACCUCAAGAUGUUCCUUUACCAACUCCGUAUUGAAGCUGAAGUUGAAGUUGUUGAAAUGACUGACAGCGAUAUAUCGGCCUACACAUACGAGCGCACCUUGAUGAUGGAACAACGCAACCAAAUGCUCCGCGAACUGCGCCUCAACAAACGGGAGACAAUGGGAAUGAUGCAAAAUUACGUGGACUCGAAUGAAAACGCUGAGGAGAAGUUGCCUCUGGUACAGGCCAUAGUGGAUCACCAUCACGCCGACGUGAAGACCGCUAGCAAGGUUCGGUUCGCGGAGCCCAACGCUCCCCCCGCAUACAGCGAGGCCCCCUCGCCGCCCCUCGCCGACAACGAAGAGAAGGAACGAGACGAUAAGGACGACUUCCGAAGUAGUUUGUUGCACAUAAUCGAUUCAAUGUGGGAUUCGCCCGAUGAACAGUCGCAGUGUGAAGGCGCCAACUCCCCGCCACCCGAAGACAAACACAACGAUGCCACCGCCAACGGAGACGCUGUUAACGCCAUGCCCACCAUGUCUGACAUCACGCCUGACGAAGGCACGGUACGUCGGAUGCACACAGCCGUGAAACUGAACGAGGUAAUAGUGGCGCGGUCGCACGACUCUCAGCUCGUCAUAUUGAACUUGCCCGGGCCGCCGCGUGACACCAGCGUCGAAAGAGAAUCCAAUUACAUGGAGUUCUUGGAAGUACUGACGGAGGGCCUGGAGAAGGUGCUGAUGGUGCGCGGCGGAGGACGCGAAGUGAUCACCAUUUACUCGUGAACGGCGAUCACAUGCCAAGAUCAAAUAUCAAACCUCCUUGUGAUUUUCGUAACUAUUCGUAGAUACUGUGGUUUGAAAAUUCGAACGAAUUUUUUUUGUACAUACGAGAUAUCCAUCGUCUACUUCGGAUGAGAUGUAAUUUUUGACAAGGAUCACUCACAAAUUAAUCUGUUAGCUAUAAAGCAAUACUUCAACUGUCCGUUCUAUCUUGGGCACCUCUUAUAGUGAAUUUUAAAUGUUAAAAUUUUAUAUGAGGUCAAUCAAUAUACAUAAUAUUAUGUCUGCGUGAUAUUAAAUAUUCCGUUAAUGAUGUCGACUCGCUCAACAGUGACGAUGGAUGUAACGUAGAAAUGUACAGCUCGGCGUCGAGCGCCCUCUACUGUGAAGAGAAGCGUUUGACGUUUGUCAAGUUGGCACUACGCUGUCACAAAUAUCUUUGUACAAAAUUUGCAGUCACAAUUUCGACAUAAAUAUAAUAACGAAGGAAAAAGUUGCAAAAAAAAAA